Geodia barretti is the source of this 1963-nucleotide messenger RNA. The record is from the annotation of a GenBank genome assembly. NCBI's taxonomy places the organism in Eukaryota, Metazoa, Porifera, Demospongiae, Tetractinellida, Geodiidae.
UUUCUCACUAGGGUUGCGGCCAUUGGCUAUGGCAAGACGCGAAAAGAGGUUUUGGCGAUAGUGCAAAAUAUUAUUGAUGAGAAAUGCCUGAAUAAAUCAGUAACCAACGGAUGGUGGGAGACGUUUUGCCGCCGAAACCCUUCCAUUUCAUUGCGUGCUCCAACUCCUCUUUCAAUGGCUCGUGCGAAAGCUACAGAUCCAGAUGUAAUAUGCCGUUAUUUCGAUUUGUUGGAGCGUACUCUUGAUGAAAACAACCUAAGGGGAAAACCAAGCCAAAUUUUCAAUAUGGAUGAAAGUGGGAUGCCGCUGGAUCCAAAAGCACCUCGCAUAGUUGCAGAAAGGGGAUCCGAUGCAACUGCCAUCGGCUCAGGUAAUAAAUCACAAGUAACAAUUGUUGCUUGUGUCAGUGCAGCAGGGUUUUGCAUGCCUCCAAUGGUCAUAUUCGAUAGAAAGGUUUUGGUACCUGAGCUAACAGAAGGUGAGGUAGAGGGAACUCUCUAUGGUUUAUCAGCUAAAGGGUGGAUGGACAGGGAACUCUUUGGAUUAUGGUUCAAAAACCACUUCCUUAGCUACAUUCCUUCUGUGAGGCCCAUAUUACUUCUAAUGGAUGGUCACUCAUCUCACUAUUGCCCAAGUACCAUCAGGCUUGCAGCCCAGGAGCAGGUUAUCCUCUUUGCUCUCCCCCCAAACACCACUCACCUGUCUCAACCCUUGGACAAGGGGUGUUUUGGACCGCUGAAGGUUGCAUGGCGGGAAGAAUGUCAUAGCUAUUUGGCAAGGAAUUCAGGCCGGGUCAUUACACGUUAUCAAUUCUCCUCUCUUUUUAGGAAGGCAUGGUUGAAAAGUAUGUCAUUAGCGAAUAUUGCAGCUGGAUUCAGGGUAACUGGAAUCUAUCCAGUUAAUCGUAAUGCUCUCUCCCCAAUCAAAGAAAAGGCUGAUUCCUUGACCAAAGAGACCGGCCUUUCGUUUAUUCCUCUGUAUAGUCCCAGCAGCCGGAGACCUCUUUCUCCAGCCCUGAGCUACCAUGAUCUUAGUGAUAUAGCUGAGUCAGUUAACCAUGACCCAGAUGAUGAUUCUUUUACGGUAGAAGAGACUACCUUGUUUCAGACAAGGUACGAGAAUGGCUAUGAUAUUUCUGGCGAUGAGCGGUAUGAACAGUGGCUUUCUAAGUACCACCCAAACUUCGUUCGACCACUUGAAUUUCACUCGGCAUCUGUUGCGAAGUAUCUUACUUGCCCUCCACCUGUGUCACGUGCGCCUAACUCCAAGCCCAAGUCAUGUGGAAGGGUACUUACCAGUGCUGAAAGCAUGAAAGUUAUGGAAGAAAAGCAGAGGCUAAAGGAGAGAAAAGAUGAAGCUAAACGGGAAAGAGAGGAAGCUAGGAAAAAGAAACAGGCCAUGAAGUUGCUACCAGGUAAAGGCCGACAAACCCGGUUAAGAGGCAGGACAACCUCUAAACUUACUGAGCCCAAGAAUAGAGAUAAACAACAAAUUCUCUCCAGUAACUCCAACACACUUGAACAAGACACAGAAGAGGAAGAUGAACCGUGUGGGCAUCUGACACAGAGAGACGAAACAGUUACUCAGUUUGUGCCUACACAUUCCUCUCCUGAACUAGAUAAUGCAGAGGAAGACCGAACGUGUCUGCCUAACUUGACAUCCGGUGUAAUCAGGUCAACUGCUCGGACUACACAUGCAGUAACUUCCGCUAAAGCACGGAGUGGAAUGAGCUCCCAACAAACUCGGUCACAAUCAUUACGAAGGGGGAGGACAGCUCAAAGAGAGUUAUCUUUUGGACAAGAGAGUAAUGGUAUGUAGGUUUAUUGUUGGUUAUUGUGCCUGGAUAACCAUGUUUUCGCCGAGGAAGAUGAUCCGUGUGGACGCAAGAAAACUGUGACACAGAGAGACAAAACAGUCACUCAGCCUACACAAACAAAGUCCUCUCCUGAACUGGAUAAUACAG